Messenger RNA from Carcharodon carcharias (great white shark), 4478 nucleotides. RefSeq names its product dihydrolipoamide S-acetyltransferase (E2 component of pyruvate dehydrogenase complex) (gene dlat). Bases 105 to 2024 code for a protein of 639 amino acids. The transcript has 14 exons. Gene Ontology annotation, cellular component: pyruvate dehydrogenase complex. The record is from RefSeq and is a predicted model, not a curated record. Gene Ontology annotation, molecular function: dihydrolipoyllysine-residue acetyltransferase activity. NCBI's taxonomy places the organism in Eukaryota, Metazoa, Chordata, Chondrichthyes, Lamniformes, Lamnidae. Gene Ontology annotation, biological process: pyruvate decarboxylation to acetyl-CoA.
CGGAGGUCAUUGAGGAGAGGCUGAGGCUGAGGCUGAGUUUGUGCUGCUCUCUCUGCCCUGCCUCCCCCCUCCUCCUCCUCCUCCUCCGGCUACCCGGCCUCACUAUGCUCCGUCAGGCCGUUCGGCUCCGGCCGUGUGUCCGGCUCCGGCCCCGGCCCGAGUGCCGGGCGGCGAUCGCGGGGCCCGGCCGGCCUCCUCCUCCUCCUCCUCCUCCUCCCUCCCGCUGCUGGUACUCGCUCAGCGCCUACGGCAAACCCGACUCUGGCCCCGGCCCCGGCCCCGGCCCCGGCCCCGGCCCCGGCUCCGGCUCUCAGCGCUUCCUGCUGCCCAGGAGCGGGCUGCCGUCCCCGGCCAGGAGGUGGUACAGCCUCCCCCCGCAUCAACUGGUGCCAUUACCUGCCCUGUCACCCACAAUGCAGAUGGGAACUAUAGCCCGGUGGGAGAAGAAGGAAGGAGAUAAAAUAAAUGAGGGAGAUUUAAUAGCUGAGGUGGAAACAGACAAGGCAACUGUAGGCUUCGAGAGUCUGGAAGAAUGUUAUAUGGCGAAAAUCCUAAUGCAAGCAGGAACCCGAGAUGUGCCACUUGGUACGAUCAUCUGCAUCACAGUUCAAAAACCUGAGGAUAUUGAAGCUUUUAAGGAUUACACUCCAGAUGCAGCGGCAGCAGCUUCUGCCCCAACAGCCCCAGCAGCUGCUGCAACCCCUUCCACACCCUCAUCUCCACCCAAAGCUCCAGGCAGUUCUUAUCCUUCCCACAUGAAGAUUGUCUUGCCUGCUCUUUCUCCAACGAUGACAGUGGGCACUGUUCAACGAUGGGAGAAGAAAGUUGGUGAGAAGUUGCGUGAAGGUGACCUUAUAGCAGAGAUUGAAACAGACAAAGCAACAAUAGGUUUUGAAGUAAUGGAAGAAGGUUAUUUGGCCAAGAUUCUAAUAGCUGAGGGUACACGGGACGUUCCUCUUGGGACAUCACUGUGCAUCAUUGUAGAGAAGGAGUCGGACAUUCCAGCAUUUGCUGAUUAUGUGGAAACUGGAGUUGCUGAUAUUAAGCCACAACCUCCUCCACCGCCACCUCAAGCUGCACCUCUCGCACAACAGCCUGUGGCAGCACCAACUGUAUCUCCCCCAAUCAAGUCUAGAGAUCCCAAAGGCCGAGUCUUUGCCAGCCCUUUGGCAAAAAAAUUGGCAGCUGACAAGGGCAUUGACCUCAAACAAGUUAGAGGUACUGGACCAGAUGGACAAAUCAGGAAAAAGGAUGUUGACUCGUUUGUGCCUUCGAAGGCAGCCCCAGCUCCGACUCCAGCUGCUCCUGGGAUAGCACCUGUACCUACUGGAACAUUUACAGACAUUCCUAUCUCCAAUAUACGAAAGAUCAUAGCUCAGCGUCUUAUGCAGUCCAAGCAGACCAUCCCCCACUAUUACCUAUCUAUAGAUGUCAUUAUGGAUAGGAUUCUGGAGCUUAGGAAGCAAUUGAAUGAGGAAGUCAAAUCUGAAAACAUUAAGCUGUCAGUAAACGAUUUUCUCAUAAAAGCUUCAGCUUUGGCAUGCUUAAAGAUUCCUGAAGUAAAUUCCUCUUGGCUGGACACAGUUAUCAGGCAAAACCAUGUUGUGGACGUUAGUGUGGCUGUGAGCACUCCUGCUGGUCUGAUUACUCCCAUAGUGUUUAACGCACAUAUCAAAGGAUUGGUGUCCAUCUGUAAUGAUGUGAAAUCCUUAGCUGAAAAGGCUCGUGAAGGAAAACUCCAGCCUCAUGAAUUUCAGGGUGGAACAUUUACAAUAUCUAAUCUAGGAAUGUAUGGUAUAAAGAACUUUUCGGCCAUUAUCAACCCACCCCAAGCAUGCAUUCUAGCUGUUGGUGGAUCAGAACAAAGACUGCUUCCUGCAGAAAAUGAGAGGGGAUUUGAUGUUUCCAAUGUGAUGGCAGUAACCCUGAGCUGUGACCAUCGUGUUGUGGAUGGAGCAGUUGGUGCCCAGUGGCUAGCUGAGUUCAAGAAGUUCCUUGAAAGGCCAUCUACCAUGCUGUUAUAAAUCACAGGAACCAAUGUCUGAGUGUCAAGUUUUUUUUUCCCUCAAGUGGUUUUAUUUAUAAAUUCCAGUAUUUGCAUGAAAUUCUUAUUCUCCCAUUACCCAUGUAAGAUUGAAGUAUGUGUACAAUAGAGAAAAGAAGGUAUGCAGUUGAGCUAGAAUCCAUAGUGAAUAGAGGAAAAACCUCAUGCUGUUUACUAAUUCAUCCCACCUUAGCAACAUAUAGUGUUCUAACUGAAUUCAUAACUGAUCAUUAAGUCAAAUCCAGCACCAGGCAUGCUGUGUGCUGGACAUUAGCUCCUUGUUCAGAUGCUACAAUCUAAAAAGCAGUCAAAAAACAAACUAUUUAAAGCUAAGGGAGUUUUUUUUCUUUUCUCAUAAAAUUAGAAUUCAAUGGGAAAACACUUCUCUGUCUAACACGAUUGUAAAUGCAUUCUUUAAGAACACCUCUGGUGGUAUGAAAUCGGUAGCAUGAGCUGGGUUAAUCCUCACUGGGGACAGGGUAUAUUUUAUGUAUUUCUCUUAAUUAGUUGAAUUAAAAUCAAAGAGAUAAAGUACUAGAUUAAUUGUAUAUCUUCUGGUCCAAUAUUGUUAUUAAACUAGAACUAUUUUACAGAGGCUUGGAACUAUUGUAAAGACAAGUGGUAUAAAUGGAUAUUGAUUUCAGUGUUGCACAUUAGUACUUAUUAAUUGGACAAGAGUGACAAAAUUUUUUCCUUUCCUUAUUCUCGCAUUUCAUAUAACCAAUUGUUUAAAGUGGGUUUUACCCCAGAACUUAAAAAAAAAAGUGCAUCUUCUCAGCCGUUUCCCAGUGUAAAUUGUGUUUACUAUAUAUAAAAUUUGGGAGGCAAAGAAACCAUUUUUAGUGUAUUAUGUUGUUCAUGUGCCACAUAGCAGAUGAUAUAUUAUUUUAUUGCUGACAACAGAUAAAUUAAUAUUAAAUCCUGACAGUUUAUUGAGCUUCAGAAUUGUUCCUUCAUGUAAGUGUGGUUUUAACCAGAUUAGUUUACAAGUCUGGGGGCUCUGAUGUGUUCACAACACUAUUCAAGAUCGGCUGAGUGCAAUUAAAUUUUGAAAUAUUAUAUCUUGACGCAGAAUUCAGAGAUUCAUGUAUGCAAUCAACUUUCAGUCCUUUUAUGAUAUCACUGGAAUCAGUACCUGCUUUGUUCCAGUUUACACAUUCUUUGUUUAGUGUGCAGCCAGAUGUUGGAGACAGGUAACUGCACACAGAGUAAAUUGGAAGGAAAGAAUAACAGUUGUCUUUGGGAUGAUUUUAUUCAAGUCUCUGUCUAUUCUGUCAUUUUUUAUGGGGGGGGGGGGUCAAGGUUUUCUUAUAAUAGGAUUGACAUUUUAACAAUUAAAUAUAAAAAUAAAAGCUUAGGAAUAAAAGAACAUGAGCCCAAACAUAUUUUAUAUAGUCUUUAGUUCACAUUCUUGGCGCAGUCUAAUUAUUGUUCUGUUUACUGCCUAAAGAUCUAUUGAUCAUUCUUACCACUCCAGACAUUAUUCUUAAUGCCUUAUUAUUUAAUAGAUAUAAACAGCAAGUUAACAAAUAGGAAAGUGGGGGGAGGUGGGGAAUAAAAGCUGCACAUGAAACCAAAUUAAAUGUACAGAUCUGUACAAUAUUUCACAUUUGUAUGUCAAUUGGUGUCAACAACAAAAUGCCAUAUUCUUCAUUAAAUUAAUACUUGUUAAAGUAUAUUUGUGCAUGCUCUUCACUACGGUGUGAUCAAUCCCACCGUCAUCCUGAAUCAAUGUGUGCUGCAAAAAGGAAUAUUUUACUUCCAACAUCAUGGAUGUUGGAGAAUCAACUUGAUUCUCAAAGCAGAUUGCCUUGACAUUCUGUAUAUCUAUAGGGAUGUGUAAUAAUGCUUGAUUAGUAAGUAGAGUUUUCAUAACUUUGCUUGCUCUAGUGAUUGUUGGUGGCCAAGUUAUUUUCUAAUCCACUAAUCGAUGUACUUAGUCCCAUUUUAUAUGAAUGUUCUAAAAAGUGUCCCUUUUCUUUCUGUAGCACCUUUCAUUUGGGGUUAUGUGCUGUUGGAUUGCCAGUGGGUCUGAGCAACAUAGGGUUUUCCUGUUGGUUGUAGCUCAGCAUUGUUAACAUGGAAGUUAUGAUGCUGCACACAUUGAUCUAACUAUAUAUAUAUAUAUAUAAAAAAAGUAAAAUCUGGACAAUUUGUUUUGGUAGCAGCACCAUUUUACUGUACAACUAAAUUCAGCAUUAAAAUUAUUUUUUUUAAACCAAAAAAUCCUGAAACUUACUUUUUGUUGGACAGGGAAACAAAACGCACAAAUAGAUGGUAAGGUAUGUGUAAGCUUAUGGUAAAAUGUGUAAUACUAUAUAUGUAUUGUUACUUCAAGCCACAACCUCCCAGAUUAGCAACUCUGUUUGUAGUGGCAUCUUCUUGGGAAAUUUCUAUUAAAAACCAGGACUAAAAUAAAAUAAUAGUACAAAAA